AUGUCUUCCCAUCUCAUACCUCUCCUGUGUCUAGGAUUCUGCUUGGGCCACAGGACCUUCACACACGUGGUGAAACUAUCCAAAAGAGUUAGGAGCCACAUCUCUGAGAUGCACAGUGUCUCUCCUCACAACACCUUCGACUUCAAGCCUGUGACCAGAGCACAUGCAGGGACCUACAGAUGUUCCGGAUCUUUCACCCAGAAUCGCUCUGUGUGGUCAGCUCUCAGUGACCCCCUGGAGAUCGUGGUCACAGGUGUGUUUAGAAAACCCUCCAUCUCAGCACACCCAAGCUCCCUAGUGCAUGCGGGAGGCAGUGUGACCCUGCGCUGCCACUCAGAACUGCAGUUCGAUAAAUUUAUCCUGCACAAGAAGGGGACCACACAGCAUUCCCAGCUGCGUGCCGAGAGCAUCCGUGUUGGGCUCCCCUCCAUCCAGGCUGACUUCUCCGUGGGGAAUAUGACGCCCACCCAUGCAGGGACCUACACAUGCUACGGUUCUCUCAGUCACUCCCCCUGUGAGUGGUCAGCUCCCAGUGACCCCCUGGAUGUUGUGAUCACAGGACAGUAUGAAAAACCUUCUCUCUCCACCCAGGUGGGCCCCAUGGUGGGCUUAGGAAAGAUUGUGAACUUGCCCUGCAGCUCCAAGAGUCAGUUUGACACAUACCAUCUGUCCAGAGAGGGGGAGGACCAUGACCAAUGGCUCAGUGGACAGCAGAGCCACAGUGGAACAUUCCAGGUCCACGUUCCUCUGGGCCCUGCAACCCCUUCCCAUGGAGGGACCUAUAGAUGCUACGGCUACUUCCAUUACUCCCCCCAUAAGUGGUCAUCCCCGAGUGACCCCCUGCACCUUUCUGUCACAGGAACCCCUAAGAGUAGUUGCCCAUCACCCACAGAAUCAACCUCUGAAUCUGAAGCAGAUCUGCCUCAAGGACAGUCCCCCAAACCGGACAUUCUCAUUGGACUCUCAGGAGUCAUUAUCUCCAUUGGCAUUUUGCUCUCUGUUCUUAUUGGUUACUGGUGUUCUAUCAAAAAUUACCCUGCCAUCAUGGACACAGAGCCCACAGAAGUCCAAAUUAUGGAGAGAAAGGACUCUGCAGCAAAAGAAACCCAGGAGAUAGUAUAUGCUCAGUUAAACCAGCAGAUGCUCUCACAGAGAGGAUUCAGUCUCACUUCCCGUUGUUCCACGUACCUCUCAGAUGAGCCCAGUACAUACCUGGAACUCCAUAUUCACCAUGUGGACCAUGCUGACCUGACCCCGGUCUCUGAACAGGCAGAGCAUUGCCAAGCAAGGACCUGGUUCCAGCCCUAG
Messenger RNA from Propithecus coquereli (Coquerel's sifaka), 1308 nucleotides. Its product is annotated as killer cell immunoglobulin-like receptor 2DS2. Bases 1 to 1308 code for a protein of 435 amino acids. The record is from RefSeq and is a predicted model, not a curated record. The transcript has 9 exons. Lineage: Eukaryota; Metazoa; Chordata; Mammalia; Primates; Indriidae.